Zea mays is the source of this 1261-nucleotide messenger RNA. RefSeq lists its product as uncharacterized. Gene Ontology annotation, biological process: response to auxin. NCBI's taxonomy places the organism in Eukaryota, Viridiplantae, Streptophyta, Magnoliopsida, Poales, Poaceae. The record is from RefSeq and is marked provisional. Bases 103 to 1059 code for a protein of 318 amino acids. The transcript has 2 exons.
GAACCUUGUCUUGAUUUCUUUUCAUACACCAUCCACCGGGCGAAGCUGUUGGCCGGCGGCAUCGUCGACGACAGACCGCGCGGCGGCGAUUCCGACCCAUCCAUGGGGCGGCCGCCGUGCUGCGACAAGGAGAGCGUGAAGAAGGGGCCGUGGACGCCCGAGGAGGACCUGGUCCUCGUCUCUUACGUCCAGGAGCACGGCCCCGGCAACUGGCGCGCAGUCCCCGCCAACACAGGGCUGCUGCGGUGCAGCAAGAGCUGCCGCCUCCGGUGGACCAACUACCUCCGCCCGGGCAUCCGCCGCGGCGGCUUCUCCGACCAGGAGGACAGGCUCAUCGUCCACCUCCAGGCGCUCCUCGGCAACCGCUGGGCCGCCAUCGCCUCCUACCUCCCCGACCGCACCGACAACGACGUCAAGAACUACUGGAACACGCACCUCAAGAAGAAGCUCCUCGCUCAGCAGCAGCAGCAGCUGCGCGCCUCGCCGUCGCCGCCCAAGGGGCAGUGGGAGCUCAAGCUGCAGACCGACAUCAACCUCGCCAGGCGCGCCCUGCGCGACGCCCUCUCCAUCGACGCCGGCCCGCCAGGGAUGGCCGUCGCGGGCUCGGCGGCGCCGGCGCCGUCCGCCGGCCCAGCAGCGCCACAACAAGCGUACGCUCUCACCGCGCGCAGCGUCGACAGGAUGAUGCUGGACGGGUGGGCGGCGGCGGCUCCAGCGGCAGGGAGGAGGAGCUGCGUCGUCGGUGGCACCGUCGUCAUCCCGGCCCCGGCGACGACGCCCGGCGCGGCCGAGAGCGCGUCGAGGUCGUCGUCGGAGCUAACGACGGCGGAGUGUUCUGCCUCCAUCUCCAGCGCCUCCGAUCAGCGCGCCGCGCCGGUGGCCGACCACCAGCUGCUCGCGUCCGAGGAGAAUAAUUAUACGGCGUCGGCCGUGCAGCAGGGAGAGGUGCCGCUGUCGGCGAUCGAGUCGUGGCUGCUGGAGGACGCCGGCGCCGGCGAGCAGAAGCUGGCGCACGAUGGCCCCCUGCUCGAUGCCGCGCUGCAUAGUUUUGGCUUCUAGUAAAAUGUCAAAAUGUGUUACUAGAAAUCGAGUGUGGUUAAUUAUGCCAGUCGGUGCCACUACUAGCUAGUCCUUUUCUGCCCUACUAAUUUAGCUCACUAGCUGUUCUACUUGUCAUCCGUAGUACACAGAUGACGAUUUGUGUCACUGCAUGAAGCAAUGUGCAAGUGGGUGAUCGUGAUAUAUAUACUACGUCGAAAGU